Molecule: messenger RNA, 1917 nt
Organism: Cydia fagiglandana
Lineage: Eukaryota; Metazoa; Arthropoda; Insecta; Lepidoptera; Tortricidae
Exons: 7
Coding region: 187-1917 (576 amino acids)
Source: RefSeq, a predicted model, not a curated record
UAAAUAUUUAAAACUUGUUUCUUGUGCUUGUAGACUGUGCAUUUAAAUUGAGUAUUGGUUCUUAGUCACACACAUCACUUAAAUACUUUGUGGUGUCUCGCUUCACAUAUAAUUUAAGCCCGUAAGCCUGCCAGGACACUCAUUUAUAGAAAGUGAAAUUGGCAAGCCGCAUAGUAAAGCAAAGCCAUGAUAAAAUUAAACUUACUCACACUUAUAUAUAUUUAUAGUAACUUAUACCAAACAGGAAUAUGCGAAAUAAUUUAUACUAAUGAUAGAAACUAUGAAGUAAUACAUUUUCAAAUUCCAAAGACCAUUUGGAAGCAAGCAUUAAAUCCUACGCCAAUUUUAAGGCAACAAGCGACUGUUGUGCUACCUAUACAUGUAGCAGUUGACGAUAUAAACGAUGUGGAAGGAGACGAAGAAGAUUUAGAAGUAACAGAGCCAAAUAUAGUGCAAGAAGCAGUCAGUGAACCAGUGGUCCAAGAUGUAGUAACUGCAACCCCUGCAGUUGUACCCAACAUAACAGAGGCACCUAUACUCGACGAAGAAGCUUCCACGACAGUGACGCCAGAUAGAGUAAACGGCUCUGUAUUUCGAUUCCCUUGUUCAUGUGUUCGGGGGCAAUGCGGGUGCUGUACGGGAACUAUUAUGGAAAGAUUUAGGAUGAAGGCAUGUGGCAAUAUAAGCUUUGUACCUGAAGAUUUUGUAUUUGAUGUCAGAAUGAGUGUUAAUAAUCGGACUGUUCUUCGGCGAAGAGUUUCAGCUGACAACCCACCCCCAAUUUGCUUCAAUCCUGGUAGAGCACCUUUCGUCCGUAUCUGCGCAGAAAUCUCAAAUAUUAGGAUCCGUAAUAGCAACGCGUUCGCUUGUUUGGAUAUCACUGCGGAUAUUGCUGGGUUUCAAAUAUAUUCCGCUUCGUUUAGAUGUUUCGGAUUAGGUACAAAAGGCCUUCAAACUGGAUUAAAUCCAAAGCCAGUAUCAUCAGGUCCCGCUCCCGUAAGCCUUUUUGGUAAUAAUGAUGACGACGACGACCGCGAUGGCUUCCUCUCCAAUGUUGCUGGGGGCAUCUUUGGCGGAGGGGAUGAAGGGGGUCUAUUUGGUGGGGGUGGAGGAAUCUUUGGAGGUGGUUCUGAUAACGAUGACGACGAUGGAGGACCGCUGGAUGAUAUAGGAGAUGCCGUUGGAGAUUUAUUUGAUGGAAUUACAGUCAAAGAAAAAACCAAUCUAACACGAACUGCUCUACAUUUCAAAGAUUUGAAAGACCUGGAAGUUCCCGAUAGUGCCUUGAUAUUCUUAGAACGAUUAAAAUCUAAACGCAUGAAUGAAUUAUCGUUACGAUCUCGGCAGAGUCCAGAAGUCCGGAAUACAACAUCUACAUCAGAAGAAGAAGAUGAUGAACCCUCAAGGAGAUGCACAUGUUCAUUUGGCGUGUGCAAGUGUUGUACGGGAUUAGUGUUGGAUUUGUUUAAUCAGAAAGCUUGUAUGAAGAUCACUUAUCAUCCUGGGGAUUUCGCUUUCGAUGUAGCCAUGUCUAUGAAUGACAGGGUACUUUAUGAAAACUCCUUGUCAGGAAAAAACCCGAAACCGAUAUGUAUAAAUCCACCAAGGCUUAGAAACUUGAAAGUAUGCGCCAAAUUUUACAAUGUAUUUUUCCCUGGAAGAAACUUUCACUUUUGCCUGGCAAUGACGGGCCAAUGGCGGCAGCUUGAACUUUUCAACAUGGCAUUUGAUUGUUUAAGAAUGGGCGCAAACGGCCUGGCGAUGGUAAAGCCGGAAGAAAAUGGGGGGCUCCCGAUACCCAACCCUGGAGGGGGAGUGGAUGCUGUCAUCGAUUCUGGCGACGAUGACAUUGAAGAGUACGACGAGAAUAACGUCAAGUCACUGUUUGAUUUCUUUGAUGAUGACGAUCGAAAAUAG